UAAGGAGCAUCAUCAGUUCAAUAGAACACUCCAUCACCAUGCUGCGACUGUUUGUAUUCUUGGCUACGAUCUUGGUCGUCCGGGGCCAAUCCACUGCUGUUAACAGAUGUAAUGUGUUCCCUGGGGAGCUGCCACUGAAUGUCUACAUUGAAGGCUGCGUUACACCACCAUGUCGUCUGCCGCAACUUCAAGAUGCUGUGCUGAAUAUCGUCUUCAGAGCUCCUCGUGCAAUGCAAAGUAUGACCACAUUAGCUACAGCAUUUCUGGGUAUUAUACCAGUACCAUAUCCUUUGGGUGACAACGCGGUCACAUGCAACUUUCUUCAGAACUCCUCGUGCCCUGUUGUUGAAGGGGAGAUCCUAAUCUAUCAGCUUAGAAUGUACAUUGAACCAUUCUUUCCAGUGGGUACUCAAGCCACCGUCGAGUUCAGAGUAGUGGACCAGAAUAACUCAGCAUUUAUAUGCAUCAGAGUACCAAUACUUAUAGUGCCAGCAAUCGGAGGAAGCUUUGGAAGUAGAAAUAGUACUGCAAUAGCAAGCGAACACUAAACAAAUUUGCUUAGAAUUGCUUCGAUAAAUUGAACGCCAAAGUAAUAAAAAACUAAUACAUUUGA
Diatraea saccharalis (sugarcane borer) is the source of this 613-nucleotide messenger RNA. NCBI's taxonomy places the organism in Eukaryota, Metazoa, Arthropoda, Insecta, Lepidoptera, Crambidae. The record is from the annotation of a GenBank genome assembly.